Messenger RNA from Neltuma alba, 1067 nucleotides. RefSeq names its product probable phospholipid hydroperoxide glutathione peroxidase. Gene Ontology annotation, molecular function: peroxidase activity. The transcript is spliced from 6 exons. NCBI's taxonomy places the organism in Eukaryota, Viridiplantae, Streptophyta, Magnoliopsida, Fabales, Fabaceae. The coding region runs from base 51 to 767 and encodes 238 amino acids. The record is from RefSeq and is a predicted model, not a curated record. Gene Ontology annotation, biological process: response to oxidative stress. Gene Ontology annotation, cellular component: cytosol.
ACAAGAUCAGGACGCUAUAAAUUUGAGGUCGCCCCUACAAAUGUGUGUUCAUGCUGGCUUCUUCAAUUCGCAUCUUGUUCUGUAGAAACGUCAGAGUAGCUUCUUCUCUUUGUGCUUCUCAAUCUCAUCACUGGUCAAGACAAAUCUCAGAUAAACCUACGAACUCAAUCUUGUUGGGUCCUCCUCGGAUUUCAUCGUUCAGUGUUCUUGUUAGAUCGAGGUUUUCGAGUCCUUUGUCCCUUGCGUUUAGAACAGAUCGCACAAUGGCUUCUCAAUCAAAUACUAAAUCAGUCCACGAUUUCUCGGUCAAGGAUGCCAAGGGAAAUGAUGUUAAUCUCGGCGAAUACAAGGGGAAGGUCCUUCUGAUUGUCAAUGUUGCCUCACAAUGUGGCUUGACUAAUUCAAACUACACAGAGCUGGGCCAAUUGUACGAGAAAUACAAAGGCAAAGGUUUUGAAAUCCUGGCUUUCCCUUGCAACCAGUUUGGUGCACAGGAGCCUGGAAGUAAUGAGCAGAUAGUUGAGUUUGCCUGUACUCGCUUUAAAGCUGAGUUCCCCAUUUUCGACAAGGUGGAUGUGAAUGGUGAUACUGCUGCUCCACUGUACAAGUAUCUGAAGUCAAGCAAAGGUGGACUGUUCGGAGAUAGCAUAAAAUGGAACUUCUCCAAAUUCCUUGUUGAUAAAGAUGGCAAUGUCGUCGACCGUUAUGCACCCACAACCUCUCCUCUCAGCAUUGAGAAGGAUAUCCAGAAGCUUUUGAGUGCAUGAACCAAUGCAGGAACCAGCAAACUUUAAAGAACAAGUUAUUAUGAAUAAAGGAAUGUGUAGAAUGCUAGAGGCUGUUGGUCUAGUUUCCUCCUUUUAGUUUGUGUACCCAAGUAACUAAUGUGCUUGAAAUAUGCAUGUGGAUCUGGUGGUGAAUAUGUAACUGUGUGCGGACUACUUUAUCCGUUUAUCGCGUGUGAAGUCUUUUUUGAAUUAUGCUCCUCAAUUUCUAUCUUUACUCCUGUGUUAUUGAAUAAUACUGAGGGUUGAUUUUAUGCCCGAUGGCGAUGAUUCUCAUUUGAA